AUGACUUUGCUGCCACACUCGCUGCUUUUCACGGCAUCCGCCGUUAUCCUUGCAUUGCCAGAUAUGGUAUUGGGCCUUCCGACGGGCCUUCAGAACGUCCUCGAGAAUACCCAUAGAAGUCAGGAGUACGGAUAUCCUACGGACUUUACCAGGGGAAUUGUCCCUAUUCCAGUUCAUUCCCACAACGAUUAUUGGAGAGAUGUUCCUUUCUACUCCGGUCUUUCAAAAGGAUGCAUCUCAACGGAAGCGGAUGUCUGGCUGUACAAUGGUACACUCUAUGUCGGUCAUGAUACGUCUUCUCUAACAGAAGAGAGAACCCUGGAAUCAUUGUACAUUAAUCCAAUUCUCGAUGUCCUCAAGCGCCAGAAUCCACAAUCGCGUUUUGUGACGUCUCCCACAAACAAUGGCGUGUUUGACACUGCGGUCUCCCAAACGCUUUACUUAUUCAUUGAUGUAAAGACCGCUGGACAUGAGACCUUCAAGGCUGCGAUUGACGCUUUGGAACCACUCCGUGAGCAUGGUUAUUUGACAACUCUGAAGGAUAACAAGACCAUCACCAACGGCCCCAUUACCGUGAUCGGCACAGGCAACACGCCCUACGACAUGGUUGCGCCUGUCGCAAAUCGGGACUACUUCUUUGAUGCUCACCUCGAGUCCUUGAACGAGCCUGAGAAUGCCGGCAUCACAGAUCUGAUCUCGCCCAUCGCGUCUACGAGCUUUGCGGAUGCCAUUGGCACAGUUUCGCAGGAUGAUUCUGAAGCGAUAUUGACAGAGAAGCAACUCAGCACUCUCCGCUCGCAAGUCGCGACCGCAAAGGAAAGGGGCAUUGGAGCCAGAUAUUGGGAGACGCCCAGCUAUCCCAUCAGGACCCGUAAUUCGGUCUGGAGAACUCUUCUUAAGGAGGGUGUUGCGCUCCUGAACGCUGAUGACCUCGACGCUGCGGCCAGUUAUUUCUGA
Molecule: messenger RNA, 957 nt
Organism: Aspergillus pseudoviridinutans
Lineage: Eukaryota; Fungi; Ascomycota; Eurotiomycetes; Eurotiales; Aspergillaceae
Exons: 6
Coding region: 1-957 (318 amino acids)
Biological process (GO): lipid metabolic process
Molecular function (GO): phosphoric diester hydrolase activity
Source: RefSeq, a predicted model, not a curated record